This is a messenger RNA of Impatiens glandulifera, 1745 nucleotides long. Its product is annotated as lysophospholipid acyltransferase 1-like. Gene Ontology annotation, molecular function: acyltransferase activity. Bases 147 to 1535 code for a protein of 462 amino acids. The transcript is spliced from 8 exons. Gene Ontology annotation, biological process: lipid modification; phospholipid biosynthetic process; triglyceride biosynthetic process. The record is from RefSeq and is a predicted model, not a curated record. Gene Ontology annotation, cellular component: endoplasmic reticulum; membrane. Lineage: Eukaryota; Viridiplantae; Streptophyta; Magnoliopsida; Ericales; Balsaminaceae.
UUAGCAAAGUAUUCAUUCAUAAUAAAUCAUACCCAGAAAAUAUAUGAAUCUCAAUCUAUCCAAAUCGAUGGUCAAGAGUGGAUGAACAGUGAAGAGAAUCAUAUAUAGAGUUAAAUCGAACGAUUUGUUAUUAACAUACGACGACGAUGGAGUUGAAUCUGGAAUCUAUGGCGUCGGCGAUUGGAUUAUCUGUGCCGGUGAUGCGUUUCCUUCUUUGUUUUAUCGGUACGAUGCCGGUUAGCUUGAUAUGGCGCCUUGUUCCUGGCGGACCUAUGGUGAAACACAUUUACGCUGGCGCGACUGGUGCUGCUCUGUCUUACUUUUCUUUUGGGUUCUCUUCGAAUCUGCAUUUCCUUGUUCCUAUGUUUCUUGGUUAUGUUUCUAUGGUGGCUUUCCGUCGACAUUGUGGUCUCCUUACCUUCUUAUCUGGGUUUGGUUACCUCAUUGGCUGCCAUGUGUACUACAUGAGUGGAGAUGCUUGGAAGGAAGGUGGUAUUGAUGCUACUGGUGCCUUAAUGGUGCUAGUGCUAAAAGUCAUUUCAUGUGCUAUCAAUUACAAUGAUGGGAUACUAAAGGAAGAAGAUCUUCGUGAGUCUCAAAAGAAGAACAGGUUGAUCAAGUUGCCCUCUUUGAUUGAGUAUUUCGGUUACUGCCUCUGCUGUGGAAGUCACUUUGCUGGACCAGUUUAUGAAGUUAAAGAUUAUCUUGAUUGGUCAGAAGGAAAAGGGAUAUACGCAUAUUCUGACAAGAAACCGACAAAAUCAGCUUUUGGGGCAACUGUCAAAGCUCUUUUCCAGGCUGCUAUUUGCUUGGGAUUAUACAUGUACUUAACGCCAUAUUUCCCAUUAUCUCGUUUCUUGGAACCUGUUUAUCAAGAAUAUAGUUUCUUGAGACGGUUAAGUUACCAGUACAUGUGUGGAUUCACGGCUCGAUGGAAGUACUACUUCAUCUGGUCUAUCUCAGAGGCUUCUAUGGUAAUUUGUGGACUGGGUUUUAGUGGCUGGACAAAUUCUGAAUCGCCAAAAGCAUUAUGGGAUAGAGCCAAGAAUGUGGAUAUUCUGGGAGUCGAGUUUGCUAAGACUGCAGCUCAGUUACCGCUGGCGUGGAAUAUUCAAGUUAGCACAUGGUUACGUCACUAUGUUUACGAGAGGCUUGUUCAAAAGGGAAAAAGACCCGGUUUCUUCCAACUGCUUGCUACCCAGACUGUUAGUGCUGUUUGGCAUGGAUUAUAUCCAGGAUAUCUCAUUUUCUUUGUUCAAUCAGCAUUGAUGAUUGCUGGAUCAAGAGCUAUUUAUAGAUGGCAACAAGGUACCGUGGGUCUCGUGAAGAACAUUCUAGCCUUGUCCAACAUUGCUUACACGGUUUUGGUGCUGAACUACUCAGCUGUCGGUUUCAUGGUACUAAGCUUGCACGAAACUAUUGUUGCAUACGGAAGUGUGCACUUCAUCGGGACCAUUAUUCCCAUAACACUUAUCCUUCUCGGUUACGUAAUCAAACCCUCGAGGCCUUCAAAACCCAAAUCUCGCAAGGAUUAAUUCUUAUUAUUUUAAAAAAAGGUCAUUGGAUUGUAUCAUCUGGCAACCUAACUAACUUAUGCUUGGACUCGGAAUUGCUCGAUUUGAUUUUUCAUUACAGCAUCUUGUUCUUAGUUAAGGACUCAUUGAAAAUACAACUGCUCUGUUUUUCUUGGCUUUGAUAAAGAAGUUGAAAUGUUUGAUUUAUGUAUGGUUUAAUUAUUAUUAUUA